This is a messenger RNA of Fusarium coffeatum, 435 nucleotides long. RefSeq lists its product as uncharacterized. The record is from RefSeq and is a predicted model, not a curated record. The coding region runs from base 1 to 435 and encodes 144 amino acids. The transcript is spliced from 3 exons. Lineage: Eukaryota; Fungi; Ascomycota; Sordariomycetes; Hypocreales; Nectriaceae.
AUGCCUGUCAAAGAAUCUGACGUCUUUACCAUUCCGGAAGAGGCCAAGUGGAUACCCACGCCUGUUACAUGGAGGCAAACCAUGAAGGAGUUUAACAAGACUUACAUGCGUAUAGAGUUCACAAAUACUCGUGCCGAUGAACCCGAGAAGACCAACUUUCUCUUUGUCUUAGAAGAAAUGCUUGAGAAUUUCAAGUCAUCGAAGAUUGAGAAGACCGAGACAGGUUACAAACUUACCGUUGACGAAGACUAUCUCUUUGGCCAGCAGAGAGCCAUCUUUCAACACCGAUUUGUUGAAGGAACUAUCGUGACCUUCUCACAACAAGCGACCGAGGCUAGUAACAAGCUGGGCUAUGGCGAGGUGAAGAUGAUGUCGGCGAUCAUGGGUAGUCAAAUAGGAAAUAAGCUUUACCCUAUGAGCGAUGCCUCCAAGUAA